AUGCGAAUCCGACGACCGCUAUCCCCGUCGACAUCGACAAUCCUUACCCUCCUCACAUUCCUCACCACCGUCCUCUGCUCCCCGCACUCGAGCCCUGCAAAUACCCCCCGCGCAUCCAAGCCCUUCCUCCUGCGCAUCCUGCCACUCGGCGCUUCAAUCACUGUCGGAUACCAGUCCAGCGACGGCAAUGGGUACCGCAAGUUCCUGCGCGAGCAGCUGCGGUUCGCGGGGUGGGAGGUCGACAUGGUCGGGAGUCUGGCGAACGGGACGAUGAAGGAUAAUCAAAACGAAGGCCACUUUGGCAAAACAAUCGACCAGGUCGCCAACGCAGCGGUCGAUUCCGCUCCUCUACAGCCGAAUGUGAUCUUAAUCAAUGUCGGCACAAACGACGGAAUCCAAAACGUGCACAUCACCGGCGCAGGCGAGCGCAUCGACACCCUCAUCGACGACCUCCUCGCCCGGAUCCCCAACACGACCAUCAUCCUCUCCACGCUCAUCCCGAAUACACAAAUCCAGCGGGUCGUCGAGCGCCUGAGCGGGGAAUACCGCAGCGUCGCGGCGCGGCGGCGCGCGCAGGGCGACCGUGUCAUCCUCGCUGAGAUGAGCUACUUUGUCUCCUCGAAUAAGCUGGUUGAUGGCACGCAUCCGGAUGACGAGGGGUAUAAGGAGAUGGCGGCGGUGUGGUGGGAUGCGAUUAAGACGGCGGAGGAGGAGGGGAUGCUGGCGAGGCCGAACAAGAUGGCUGUCACGGCGGUUGCGGCUGUUCAGGACGGGAAUGGGACGGGUGAAGGCAAUGAGGGGAAAGGACUGGAUGAUGGGCCGGUUGAGGAUCCCAAGCUGCCGUAUUAUAUUGCGCCGCCGCAGCCGGGGGAGACCAGUUCCUCAACUGCGCUUGGGGUUGGUUAUUUGUGGCUGUUGCUGGUGGUUGGUUUUCUUUAUAUAAAUUGA
Molecule: messenger RNA, 948 nt
Organism: Aspergillus versicolor CBS 583.65
Lineage: Eukaryota; Fungi; Ascomycota; Eurotiomycetes; Eurotiales; Aspergillaceae
Product: SGNH/GDSL hydrolase family protein
Exons: 3
Coding region: 1-948 (315 amino acids)
Molecular function (GO): phosphatidylcholine lysophospholipase A1 activity
Source: RefSeq, a predicted model, not a curated record